GUAACAGUCCAUGUCAAGCGGCUGAACCGUCUGUCGAGCCACAUACCGCCGGUCUGUCAGUCAGCCUGAUGAAAAACACAGGGAAGACAUCUGAGGACUGAAAACCUUCUUCACAGUGGAUGAAUUGUUUCCUUGAGCAGGGAUACAAACUCAGAGAGGCAGGAUGGGCUGCAUGAAGUCCACGCUGAGCGAAGGUCUGAGCGGAGUGGUGGAGGGGAAGAUCAGCCAGCAGACUGUACGUACCGAGCAAACGCACUAUGUCAGAGACCCCACCUCCAAUACAAAAAACCACAUAAAUAACGCCCUGUUACCUGGUCAGGUGUUCCAAAAGCUGGAAGAGCAAAAGUCGGUCGGUAAAAUAAUGGUCGGCCUUUACCCGUAUGAAGCUGUGCAUCCCGACGACUUAGGAUUCAAGAAGGGGGAGAAGAUGAAAAUCUUAGAAGAACAUGGGGAGUGGUGGAAAGCAAAGUCGUUGGCAACCAACAAAGAAGGAUUCAUCCCGUCCAAUUAUGUCGGCCAAGCUGACACCAUGGAAACAGAAGAGUGGUUUUUCAAGGACAUCACGAGAAAGGAUGCAGAGAGGCAGCUGCUGGCGCCAGCGAACAAACCAGGCUCUUAUCUUAUCAGAGAAAGUGAAACUUCGAAAGGAAGCUACUCGCUGUCCAUCAGAGACGUGGACGCCCAGGGGGCAGAUUCAGUCAAGCACUAUAAGAUCAGGACGAUGGAUAACGGCGGCUACUACAUCUCUCCUAAAAUCUCCUUCCCUAACAUCGGCAGCAUGAUCAAACACUACCACAACAAAGCGGAUGGCCUGUGCCGUAAACUGGACCGUCCAUGUGUGAAACCCAAAGCCCAGAAGCCGUGGGACAAAGAUGCCUGGGAGAUUUCCAAAGACUCUAUUAAGAUGGUGAAGAAACUUGGAGCCGGGCAGUUUGGGGAAGUCUGGAUGGCAUACUACAACAACACCACCAAAGUAGCAGUGAAGACGCUGAAGCCAGGCACCAUGACGGUUGAAGCCUUCAUGGAUGAAGCCAACGUCAUGAAGACGCUGCAGCACGACCGGCUGGUGCGCCUCUACGCUGUCGUCACCAAGACAGAGCCCAUCUAUAUCAUCACUGAAUUUAUGGCCAAUGGGAGCCUGCUAGACUUCUUAAAGAGCGACGCCGGGUGCAGACUGCAGUUACCCAAGCUCAUCGAUUUCACAGCGCAGAUAGCAGAGGGCAUGGCCUACAUAGAGAAGAAGAACUACAUUCACAGAGACCUGAGAGCAGCUAAUGUCCUGGUGUCAGAGAGCCUGCUCUGCAAAAUAGCUGAUUUUGGACUGGCGAGAGUCAUAGAGGAUGAUGAAUACUCUGCCAGAGAGGGAGCCAAAUUCCCCAUAAAGUGGACCGCUCCGGAGGCCAUUAACUACGGCUCUUUCACCAUCAAGUCAGACAUGUGGUCCUUCGGGGUUCUGCUCUACGAGAUUAUAACCUACGGGAAGAUCCCUUACCCAGGUAUGACAAAGGGAGAGGUGAUGUCCUCAGUGCAGCGUGGCUACCGGAUGCCUCAGCCCGACAACUGUCCUGCUGAGCUCUACGAGAUCAUGACGUCCUGCUGGAAGAACAAGCCUGAAGACAGGCCCACCUUUGAUUACAUGCAGAGUGUCCUGGAUGACUUCUACACCGCCACAGAGGCACAAUACCAGCAGCAACCAUAGAGACGGACACGUCCAAUCAAUACAGACACCUCAUAUUCACUCCAGAUUAUAUUUGGGGCCACUUUAGCUAUGUGUUUUAUUUUUUGUAAUUUUUGUAUGUAUGACACAUUCUAUACACGGUUAUAUACUGUACUUUUUUAAUAUUUGCCUUUAAGAACUUACAGUAUGCAGGUUCCAAAACGCAUUAUAUUGUGGCAACUCACAGUGUCAUCUGUGUGUACAAAUAAUAUAUUUAGUACAGUUUAAACUCACCUAUAAGCAUAUUCUAGGGUAGCGAGGUGAUGGAUUUUUGCACAAAAUUGAUAGAAACAGAUGAGCUCUUAUUUUAUUCUACUUUUACCUUUUGACACUAGAGUCUUGUGCCUAGGCAUUUAAUUAUUUGGUCUUAACAGACUGUUCCCUAGAUUCCAAUUAUGCUUCCAUACAGAGGGACAAACAAGCAGCAGACGUUGUAUAGAGAGUUUGAAAGGGAGAAAAGAAAAUAGGAAGGUAAGUGUAUUGAUUUCUGUACAAAUAACUGCCUCAGAGAGACUGGGUCUAUGUAAAUAAGGUAAAUAAGAAAAAAAUUAGGCAAAUUAGAAAAGUGGACAUGCUGCAUUUUGGAAAAUCUGUUAAAUGACAUACAGGUGAAGCACACUGGUCAUUGUGCUCAGAUUCACUUUAAACUGUCAAAAGUGCAUGUUUUAAACUGUCUGCAGACUUGGUGCCCUUCUGCCCACCUUUUCAACUGAGCAAACGUUUAGUGAUCACACUGUACCUUUGUCCUCAAAAUGAUACAGCAUCUUUUCAUCAUCAGUAACUAUUCACAAAACUUAAGGUCCAUCUCCCAGGCUGCAAUUAGUGGCGGUCUUUUUCAAGUAGAAAACCUUCUGCCACGUGUGUCAAAGCAACAUUUAAUAUUGUGAUGAUGCAUGAUAACAUUUCCAUUUGGGUUAAAAGUCAAGUAAUUAUAUAUACACCUAUGUUGAUGUCUAUUCAUUUUGCAUUUCAUGACUACUUAUAAGAUGUUCUGUUCGCUUGCUGUUUUAUUGACCAGUAAAAGGUUGAUCAGCUUUAAGUCCACUUCAUAUUGAAGUGUGGUAGCUCUUGCUUGUUUUGUUUGUUUGUUUGUUUGUGAAGCUCUUGCUUGUUUUGUUUGUUUGUUUGUGAAACCUACUCUAAGAAUUUCUAAUAUGGUAUUGUAAAAUCACUGUGUAAUCUGGAAUUUUAACCUGGAAAGUUGCACUGGGCUCGACACUGGAUGGGCUCAUGUUAUACUUGAGUAAAAAUAACUUCAAUUUAAACUUCAGCUGUUUGUUUGUUUGUCACUUAAUGAUCAUUUGAGUUGUAUACUUGUUCCUAUUUGAGAUGAGAAUGUGUAACUUUUUGUAUUGACUAAAGGUGUAUGCAUUAAAUGUAACUCUGUGUUGGAAGUCA
This is a messenger RNA of Chelmon rostratus (copperband butterflyfish), 3115 nucleotides long. RefSeq names its product LYN proto-oncogene, Src family tyrosine kinase (gene lyn). The transcript is spliced from 13 exons. The record is from RefSeq and is a predicted model, not a curated record. Gene Ontology annotation, biological process: cell differentiation; innate immune response; protein phosphorylation. Gene Ontology annotation, molecular function: ATP binding; non-membrane spanning protein tyrosine kinase activity; signaling receptor binding. Gene Ontology annotation, cellular component: extrinsic component of cytoplasmic side of plasma membrane. The coding region runs from base 164 to 1699 and encodes 511 amino acids. Lineage: Eukaryota; Metazoa; Chordata; Actinopteri; Chaetodontiformes; Chaetodontidae.